This is a messenger RNA of Electrophorus electricus (electric eel), 2411 nucleotides long. It is a transcript of the gene gabrr2a, whose product is annotated as gamma-aminobutyric acid type A receptor subunit rho2a. The record is from RefSeq and is a predicted model, not a curated record. Gene Ontology annotation, cellular component: membrane. NCBI's taxonomy places the organism in Eukaryota, Metazoa, Chordata, Actinopteri, Gymnotiformes, Gymnotidae. Gene Ontology annotation, molecular function: GABA-A receptor activity; extracellular ligand-gated monoatomic ion channel activity. Gene Ontology annotation, biological process: monoatomic ion transmembrane transport.
CUUUUACAGCGCCGUGAAUGGAACGAUGCUGCCGUUUACUAGUCAGCACUCUCGUGGAUUAAAUCGACUUUCAGGAUACACCUGUGGAUUUAUUUGGUUUUUGGGACGCACACAUGAUGCUUUAUUUUAGACACUUGCUGAUUUUAGUUAUCUGUUUGUUGCCAAUCAACGAGUGCAGGAAGCAUCGUACAAGAGAAAAAAGGUGGACGAGAUCUGUUGAAACUGAAAAACGAGGGACCUCUCUGAUGAAAAAACCUCCAGAUGUAACUAAGGCCAGGAAGCUGAAGACAGAGCACCUGCUGAGGGUGGAAGACCAUGACUUCACUAUGCGACCAGCUUUUGGAGGCCCUGCUAUUCCAGUUGGAGUUGAUGUGCAAGUGGAAAGUUUGGACAGUAUUUCAGAAGUAGAUAUGGACUUCACCAUGACCUUGUACCUUAGACACUACUGGAAGGAUGAGCGCCUGUCUUUUGCCAGCACCACGAACAAGAGUAUGACUUUCGAUGGUCGUCUAGUGAAGAAGAUCUGGGUCCCAGAUGUUUUUUUUGUACACUCUAAGAGAUCUUUUAUCCAUGACACUACCACAGACAACAUCAUGCUGAGAGUGUACCCAGAUGGCCAUGUUCUGUACAGCAUGAGGGUGACGGUUACAGCUGCCUGUAACAUGGACUUCAGCCGCUUUCCUUUGGACACUCAGACCUGUUCUCUAGAGUUGGAGAGCUAUGCUUAUACGGAUGAAGAUCUGAUGCUGUACUGGAAGAAUGGGGAUGAGUCUCUGAGCACAGAUGACCGGAUAUCUCUCUCUCAGUUCCUCAUCCAGAAGUUUCACACUACCUCACGGCUGGCUUUCUACAGCAGCACAGGCUGGUACAACCGUCUCUACAUCAACUUCACCUUGCGGCGACACAUCUUCUUCUUCCUGCUACAGACCUACUUCCCUGCCACCCUCAUGGUCAUGCUCUCCUGGGUCUCCUUCUGGAUCGACCGCAGGGCCGUCCCGGCUAGAGUCUCCCUAGGCAUCACCACUGUACUCACCAUGUCCACCAUCAUCACGGGAGUGAACGCCUCCAUGCCACGAGUCUCCUACAUCAAAGCCGUGGACAUUUACCUGUGGGUCAGCUUCGUCUUUGUCUUCCUCUCUGUGCUGGAGUACGCGGCAGUGAACUACCUUUCUACAGUGCAGGACAGGAGAGAGCGCAAACUCCGAGACAGAGUUAGAUCACAGUCUCUGUCCUGCACAUGUGGCCUGUCGCACACCAGAACCAUGAUCCUGGACGGCAUGUACGGUGAGGCCGACGCCAACAGCUUGGCCGGCUACACUGCGGCCCCCACGGUGCCAGAAGAGGAACCUGAGAAGCAAGAACACAUGGUGGUGCACCUUUCCGUCAGCAACGCCUCCACCGCCGCUAAGAAGAAAGGCAUCCGUCACUUCAGCAUCAUCCAGAACACCCAUGUUAUCGACAAGUACUCGCGCAUCAUCUUCCCGGGAUCCUACAUUUUUUUCAACCUCAUAUACUGGUCAGUGUACUGCUGAUGUUCACAAUAAUACUUUGGGGUUUGGAAACUCGCUGACCUCCCCCAGGCCACUUCUUUCAUGUCUUUUUGGUGUGUACGUGGUUUGCACUGUGUGAGACUGAGCUGCUAUGGCCCUUGUGAGGUUUCAGCGAAUUAAUUAAUUUUGAUUAAUUUUCAGUGGGCGGUUUGGGCCUUGAUCGGUGGAUAACUUAUUGGUGAUGCAUAAUGUUUCAAAUGUGUGAGUGUAUUUAUUUACUAUAGGUGUAAUUUAUUGUUACAAUUAAUACUGAAUAAAGAUAUGAAGUACUGUUGCCAUUUUUUUGUUAAUCUGCUAACUUUAUCUAAGUAACUGGAUCACUAUGUACUGCAUGGCAUUUAUGACCAGUGAGGAAAGUAAGGACACUUUAUUGUGUUUAUGUGAAUUUAUUUAUGAUGCUUCUCUUAUUUGAAUGUUUGAAAUAAAUCUAAUGAAAUGCUCCUUAGUUUAUUACAUGACUAUUACUGUGUUACAUGACUACAUGUUACUGUGUUACAUGACUAUACGUUACUGUGUUACAUGACUAUAUGUUACUGUGUUACAUGACUAUAUGUUACUGUGUUACAUGGGCUGGUUGACUGCACAUUUUUACCAGCUCCUGCUCAAAGAUUAUUAUUUCUUCUAAACUGCACAACACACCACAAGCAAAAGGUGGGUCAUCCCGUAAUUAAAUAUUAUUUUUUAAAUUUGCCCUAUGUGCAACAUAAAAUUUUCAAGGCUACUUGAUUUUAUUAAAAUCUUCUUGAUUGUCUCAUGCAGUGUUAUGUGUAUAUCAUAUAAAUGACUCUUUCAGUGGAGCCUCAUUGAGAAGGGUGUUUUCAGAUCAUUCUGGGAUGAUCAAUAAAACUGUCUUGUCAUGAA